Molecule: messenger RNA, 2555 nt
Organism: Gossypium raimondii (Peruvian cotton)
Lineage: Eukaryota; Viridiplantae; Streptophyta; Magnoliopsida; Malvales; Malvaceae
Product: cysteine-rich receptor-like protein kinase 3
Exons: 7
Coding region: 160-2187 (675 amino acids)
Biological process (GO): protein phosphorylation
Molecular function (GO): ATP binding; protein kinase activity
Source: RefSeq, a predicted model, not a curated record
UUCUCACUUUCUUCCACUGUAGACGCCUCACGCGUUUUCCCCUUCCUAUUUCCCACAGUUUUGUAGUUGUACGCCGUCAGCUUUCUUCAACAAUUGGCCUUCCUCUCUAACCCUUCUUUGUUUUUCUUUCCCUUCUCUCAAUCGCUCUUUCAUCUACGAAUGAAUCAGCUUAUUUUCUUCUUCUUCUUCUUCUUCUUCUUCUUCCUUUUGUUUGGAAAACUUUGUCUCUGUGAUCCAAGAGCUACUGAGGCUGCUUUGGUAUGCACCAACACAACCGCUUCAAUAACAGCGCGCGAAUCCUUCGUGGCGAACUUCUUGGCGGUGAUGGACAGCUUUACGCCGCUCAUCGUUCGCCAGAGGUACGCCGCCGUUGUCAAAGGAAGCGGUGACACCAAAGUGUACGGCUUUGGCGAGUGCAUGAAAGACCUUGAUCAAGGAGACUGUAACAUCUGCUUUGCUCAGUGCAAAGCGCAGAUCAUGAGAUGUCUCCCGUUUCAGAUAGGCACACGUGGAGGCAGGCUUUUCUACGAUGGUUGUUAUUUAAGGUACGAUGAUUAUAACUUCUUUGACGAAAGUUUGAGUGAAACAGACCGAACUGUUUGUGCUACAAAGGAUGUUGGCUUGAGUAACGAGACAGAUUUUAGAGCAAAUGUAAUGCAGUUGGUAAGAAACUUGACCCUGGAAGCUCCAAAGAAUGAUGGAUUCUUCGUAGGGUCUAUGGGUAAAGGGAAUAAUGUGUCGGUUUAUGGAUUGGCUCAGUGCUGGGAAUUGGUGAAUGCGAGUGCUUGUGAAGAUUGCUUGGUCAAUGCGGUUUCUAGGAUUAGUUCAUGUCUUCCCAAGGAAGAAGGGAGGGUGCUGAAUGCUGGUUGCUACUUGAGGUACUCAACCAAUAAGUUUUAUUACAAUUCAACUGCUCCACCAGUUGGUGGGAAUCGAGCAAGAAGAAAAUUAGCUAUUAUCCUGGCAACGACAUUCUCCACUAUGGCUCUAGUACUGAUCAUUGCAACAGCGAUUUUCUUUGUGAAUAAGAAGCUUGUGAAGAAAAGACAAGAGAGUAAGCAACUAGGAGCUUUAUCACCCCUCCUGAACAAGUCCAAGUUGAAUCUCUCAUACGAAUCUCUGGAAAAAGCUACGAAUUACUUUAGCGACACCAACAAGCUGGGACAAGGAGGAUCCGGUUCCGUUUAUAAAGGAACUUUACCCAAUGGAAAGGUUGUUGCUAUAAAGAGACUCUUCUUUAAUACAAGGCAAUGGGUGGACCAAUUUUUCAAUGAAGUCAAUUUAAUCAGUGGCAUAAAUCACAAAAAUCUCGUAAAGCUAUUGGGAUGCAGCAUUACAGGCCCGGAAAGCCUUCUUGUUUACGAAUUUGUGUCAAACCAGAGCCUCCAUGAUUAUCUCUUCGUUAGAAAAGAUGUUGAGCCACUAAGAUGGGAGGAGCGAUACAAGAUCGUAUUGGGUACCGCUGAGGGCUUGGCCUAUCUGCACGAGGAAUCCAAAUUGAGGAUCAUACAUAGAGACAUAAAACCCGGCAAUAUUUUGCUUGAUGAAGACCUCACCCCGAAAAUUGCUGAUUUUGGCCUUGUUAGACUUUUUCCGGAAGAUAAGACUCACAUCAGCACCGCCAUCGCUGGCACUUUAGGUUACAUGGCUCCAGAAUACGCUGUUCGUGGCAUGUUGACUCAAAAGGCUGACGUUUAUAGUUUCGGUGUUCUCGUUAUUGAAAUUACUUGCGGGAAGAGGAACAAGUGCUUUUCUCCGGAUAUGGUCUGCAUCCUACACAUGGUAUGGAAUCAAUAUGAAGCAGAUAAGCUCGGGGAAGUUGUUGAUCCAGUUAUAGAGCAUCAUUUUCGAGAAGAGGCGUGUAGAUUGCUUCAAAUUGGCCUACUCUGUGUACAAGCCUCAACAGAAUUGCGACCAUCAAUGUCAACAAUUGUGCAAAUGCUUACUGAUGAUACUUGCGAAAUUCCUUGUCCGACGCAGCCUCCUUUCUUGAGUCCUAGUAGCUCGGGGUUUAGCCUAAACAUUACGACUUCCACUAGUAAUUAUGAGACCGAAUCUUACAUCCAGUCUUCGGGGAGUAACACAAUGCAAAGUAGGAUGGUGCCUAGAUGGACCGCUUUUAUAGAAAAUGUUUCGGACAAGGUGCACGAAGAUGAGCUUCUCUGUGUUUCUGGUAUCACUGGGUGAUGAAGUAGUUCAUAUGACAUUCUGCACUAUCUGGAGGAGGCAUAAAUUGAUGUGGAUAUCAUCGGAUACAAAUGAUUUAAACUAAUAACGUCUAAUACCGUUUCUAACACCGAUUAAUGCUUCAUUCUUCCCAUGAACUUACUUAUAGAUCAGUUUGAUACUUGUAAUUAUACAAAAUUAGAAAUGCUGUAUGUAAAUACUAAAAUGAUUGGCCAAGGGAGAUCUUAAUUACGUAAGCUAAGGAAGUUAGGUUUAAGUCCUUUUAACAUCAUGUUACGCUAUUUCUUUGUUCUUUUUUAAAUUUCACAACUUGACCAAUUAUAAUUGUAGAAUUCAAUCAAUAUAAAAAAUCUGAGUCUUUUAACUCA